Messenger RNA from Pseudogymnoascus verrucosus, 1413 nucleotides. RefSeq lists its product as uncharacterized. NCBI's taxonomy places the organism in Eukaryota, Fungi, Ascomycota, Leotiomycetes, Thelebolales, Thelebolaceae. The record is from RefSeq and is a predicted model, not a curated record. The coding region runs from base 295 to 1341 and encodes 348 amino acids. The transcript has a single exon. Gene Ontology annotation, molecular function: nitronate monooxygenase activity.
CACACAUGUUCCAAAGUUGUCAGCUAUCUACAACGAUUAUGUCGGCCAAGUUGACGUAACUACUGAUGCUUACCAAUCUUGCCAAGAUCCCACUCUUCAUAAGAGUAGGUGCCAAUCAUCAUUGUCCUUACGUGCUCACUUUAUUUACUUCAUCUAUCGAGCAAAUAAUUCGAAUUGUCGUUUUGCACCUCAUACUAGGAUUUUCUUACAGAUGCCGACAAAGUCUACCGCUUGCUCAAUCAUCUUGAUAGCCCCUCGGCCUCACAGGCCUUUCACCGCCUACUAUUGUCUAGAAUGCUACCUUCAAUCCACACUCAUUACCCAUGGACCUGUCGGCCUCUGAUGGCAAAUGCCCCAAUGGCUGACUUUGCCGGAUCUCGUCUCGCCACAGCCGUGACAAUAGCAGGAGGAGUAGGCUUUAUUGGCGCCGCAGUCGAUAUGGAGCUAUUAUCUAUGCAACUUGAGGAAGCCACAUCCGUCCUAGCUACCUCGCAUUUGAGCACCACGAGACCGACCCUACCAAUUGGCGUCGGGUUCCUGGUUUUCGCAGCUAAGGUUGAGGAUGCAGCAGCUGUCGUGGCGCACCACCGCCCCGCCAUCAUUUUGCUCUCGUGCCCUCCCGCGCCGCAGGACUUCGCCCUCUGGACAAAAGCAAUGCAUGUCGCGUCCCCGAAAUCACAUAUCUGGAUUCAGAUUGCGGGUGUUGCUGCAGCGGUCGAAGUAGCUCAGCUCUGUUCCCCCGACGCCUUGGUCUUGCAAGCCGCGGAUGCAGGUGGGCACGGUGGCUUACCUGGCGCAGGGCUGGUCAGCCUCGUCCCCGAAGCGCGUAGCGCGUUGGAUACGGCUGGAUUCCCAGACAUUCCCAUCAUUGGUGCAGGAGGCAUCAGCGAUGGAAGAGGUGUGGCCGCAGCGCUAGCAUGUGGCGCCGAGGGCGUGUUGCUGGGAACGGUAUUUCUGGCUAGUCGAGAAGUGGAUCUUUCAGCCAACGAGUAUCAGGAGGCAAUUCUGGAGGCUGUGGAUGGCGGAAUAAGCACAGUUCGUGCCACUAUUUUCGACCAGUUGCCAGGUGAGAGUAUCUGGCCUGCUGGCUACGAUGGCCGAGCUCUUGUCAACACAAGUUAUAAAGAUUAUCAAGGUGGCGUGGGAGUGGAAGAGCUGAGGAGGAGGCACGCAGAUGCUGUCACGGGUCCGGAUAAGGGCUUUGGAGGCGAGCGGCGAGCGGCUAUAUGGGCAGGUUCUGGAGUUGGCCUGCUAAAAGAGGUGAAGGCGGCUGGAGAUAUUGUUCAAGUGCUGAGGGAAGGCUGUAAGGUGGCUUUAGAUAGGGCAUAUUCAAGGCUGUAGGUUGCUACCACCGUAAUUGUAUCUCCAAAUGAUUUAGCGUAACGCAGUUCAUAAGCAAUCUGUACAUUUGAC